Messenger RNA from Eurypyga helias (sunbittern), 1737 nucleotides. RefSeq names its product GA binding protein transcription factor, beta subunit 1 (gene GABPB1). Gene Ontology annotation, molecular function: protein binding; transcription cis-regulatory region binding. Bases 1 to 1209 code for a protein of 402 amino acids. The transcript is spliced from 10 exons. Gene Ontology annotation, biological process: positive regulation of transcription by RNA polymerase II. Gene Ontology annotation, cellular component: nucleus. The record is from RefSeq and is a predicted model, not a curated record. Lineage: Eukaryota; Metazoa; Chordata; Aves; Eurypygiformes; Eurypygidae.
AUGUCACUAGUAGAUUUGGGAAAGAAACUUUUAGAAGCUGCACGAGCAGGUCAAGAUGACGAAGUUCGCAUUUUGAUGGCAAAUGGAGCACCUUUUACCACAGAUUGGUUGGGAACGUCUCCGCUUCAUCUAGCAGCGCAGUACGGACACUACUCAACCACGGAAGUGUUGCUGCGAGCAGGUGUAAGUCGGGAUGCCAGAACCAAAGUGGACAGAACUCCCUUACACAUGGCAGCAUCAGAAGGCCAUGCCAGCAUAGUGGAAGUCUUACUUAAGCACGGCGCUGACGUCAACGCAAAGGACAUGCUCAAAAUGACUGCGCUGCACUGGGCUACCGAACAUAACCACCAAGAAGUUGUAGAACUCUUAAUAAAGUACGGGGCGGAUGUUCACGCUCAGAGUAAAUUUUGCAAAACGGCGUUAGAUAUUGCGAUAGACAAUGGAAAUGAAGACCUUACAGAAAUACUACAGAUUGCAAUGCAGAACCAAAUCAAUACAAAUCCAGAGAGUCCGGACACUGUGACAAUACAUGCAGCAACACCACAGUUCAUCAUCGGACCUGGAGGGGUGGUGAACCUAACAGAUGAAACGGGAGUGUCUGCUGUGCAGUUUGGAAAUUCAUCGACGUCCGUACUGGCCACGUUGGCGGCUUUAGCAGAAGCGUCAGCUCCCCUGUCUAAUUCUUCAGAAACACCAGUUGUGGCCACGGAAGAGGUGGUGACUGCAGAAUCUGUGGAUGGUGCUAUUCAGCAGGUUGUCAGUUCUGGAGGUCAGCAAGUUAUUACUAUAGUUACAGACGGCAUUCAGCUUGGUAACCUGCAUUCGAUUCCGACCAGCGGAAUAGGGCAACCCAUCAUUGUGACCAUGCCAGAUGGACAGCAAGUAUUAACAGUUCCGGCAACAGACAUUGCUGAAGAGACCGUGAUAAGCGAAGAACCGCCAGUGAAGAGACAGUGCUUCGAGAUCGUUGAAAAUCGCGUGGAGUCGGCGGAAAUCGAAGUAAGGAGCUUGUUACGCGAUGUGUUGUAUGCUGUAUCAGAACCUAAAUUUUCAGAGGAAAGAGAAACUCUGCAGAAGCAACUGGACGAGGCAAACCGAGAAGCGCAAAAAUACCGUCAGCAGCUUCUAAAGAAAGAGCAAGAAGCAGAGGCCUAUCGGCAGAAGUUAGAGGCAAUGACCCGCCUCCAGACUAACAAAGAAGCCGUUUAAUAGAAAAUGAACGUCCUGCAACGCCCGUUGCUUUCAGAGCCCGCCGUACAACCUUGAGCUGUGCGCUGGAUGGCUGCGACACCGGAUGACGUGACGGAGAAGAUGCCACGAGUCGAUGCCUGGACUUAAGCCGUGAGCUCCGAGGACUUCUUGUAACAUAAAAACUCUGACUUUAGAAAUUGUGAAAAGUAUUUAAAAUGAAAUACUGUAAAUAGUUGUUUUUUUUACAGUUUCAAAAUGAGUUGAUAAAUCUUUUUGAAGGGAUCCAGAAACAUGAGAAGCCAAUGUUUUUGUGAAAUUUUUGAUUUUAGUAUGAAUCUAACUUCCGAAAAACAGAACAGUUUUAAGGGUGAUGUUGAUUUAAGCUGACCGUUUGAAAAUGAAUCACGUGACAAAAUUAAUUCACAGUUAUUUCCACGUGGCAACAACUUAAACUUCUCCAAAUAAGAUGUUUCCAGGUGGAAAUCUCGGUACAGCUUUAAGUAGCUGUCUCAGAGUCUCGGAAAACCAUUUUUGGUUGGUUUUGGG